This is a messenger RNA of Chara braunii, 1174 nucleotides long. Lineage: Eukaryota; Viridiplantae; Streptophyta; Charophyceae; Charales; Characeae. The record is from the annotation of a GenBank genome assembly.
UCCGUCCCCAUCGUAAGACAUACCUCCUACCUCCGUCUCCUUCCUCCUUCCAAUUUCCCUCCCUCUUCUUCCUCGAAAAGCGCGGAAAACGACGACGAUCUAACCCUCUCUCCUCUUUCUCCCUCUUGUCCCUCGUCCUCCUCUCCGACCUUGCCAUGAGUUUUAUCACGGAGUGGGUUCUCGACGCACAGCUGCGGCAGCCACGUGACCACAUCUCAGAGAUCCGGCAAGUUUGUCACCCUCGGCUCAGUACGGAUCUCCGUCGUUUGAUGCGAUUCUUCUGCGACGAAGGUAUCUGUGCCGCCGCCGUGUUUCGGAUAGAAGGAAGCCCUCACGCGAUAGUGUUCGCGGAGGUUACUGCAGUUCAUCGACGAGCGGGUCCCAGAACGAGCCACGUUACCACAGUGGCGGGAUUCACCGGCGACAUCAGCUCGGUCAAUCCGCUGCGGCAUACCGCGAUUUUGGCCUCGCUGCGCGAGUGUACGGAGCAAGAGCUCAUUGCGCCGAUCGUGCAAUUGGCAGACGAUCUCUCGCCUGACAUCUACUUUCAGAGUGACAACAGUCCUGCUCCGUACAUUUUCGAGCGAUCCUUGGAUCCGUACCUUCAGUGGACUUCGUGCUUGGAGGAACCUAGGGACGAGGAUACGCUGCCAUCGCGGCAGGAGUAUCUGAAGCCGUACGAGAUCAUCCCUUACGCCUUCUACCCGAGGGCAGAAGAAGUGGUGAUUGACGACAACGACGAUGAAGAAGAAGACGACGACGAGGAGGCACCGCCGGAGGGAAGCUAUAGUGAACAUAGCGAGGGCGAGCUGAGUGAGGAGGAAGAGGAAGAAGAAGGAAUCGGGUCCGAGUGGGAAGCCCCGCCGGAGGAAGCGACGCAUACGGGAACGGAGGCGGAAGAUCCGGAAGCGGCGCGAAAGCGUGAAGAGAUUGCCUCCGGAAAGCGCCAGCUGGCCUUCGCUAGCGAGGCUAGCCUGCGCAUCAGUAGCGAUCCGACCAGGAAUCCAGAGCCGCCGAGGCCCGAAGAUGGCGACCCUACAGCCGCCACCUCAAGUAUCGCGCGACGGAGAUAGCACCGAUCCCCCUCCUCCUCCUCCAGCCCCACCCGUCCCCCAGUUCGCCCACGUACCAAUGCGGGCGAUAGGCCUUCGACCUCGGACGCUGCCCCGCCGAC